UCACUUACCAUAGUAGUUUGAGUCAUUUCCACAUCUUGCGAGUCCUUCCGAACGAGUCUCCUUUGCUUGGGGCUCGCAACCACCCAAUGAUCGAUCCAGGAGAAAAGAAGCCUGGGCGGAGAGCAGAGGAGGCAGUGACCUUCAAGGAUGUGGCUGUGGUCUUCACUGAGGAGGAGCUGCAGCUGCUGGACCUUGCCCAGAGGAAGCUGUACCGAGAUGUGAUGCUUGAGAACUUCAGGAACCUGCUCUCAGUGGGGCAUCAACCAUUCCAUGGAGAUACUUUCCACUUCCUAAGGGAAGAAAAGUUUUGGGUGAUGGAGACAACAAGCCAAAGAGAAGGGAAUUCGGGAGGCAAAAUCCAAACUGAGAUGGAGACUGUUCCAGAAGCAGGAACACAUGAAGAAUUUUCCUGCAAGCAAAUUUGGGAACAAAUUGCAAGUGACUUAACCAGGUCUCAAGAUUCCACUAUAAACAACUCUCAGUUAUUUGAACAAGAUGACGGCCCCUCCCAGAUUAAAGCAAGAAUAUCUACAGUUCAGACAAGAGAAAAACCUUUCCAGGGUGAAAAGUGUAAACAGUCCUUCAGUGAUGUUUCCAUCUUUGAUCUUCCUCAGCAGUUAUAUUCAGGAGAGAAGUCUCAUACCUGUGAUGAGUGUGGAAAAAGCUUCUGUUACAUCUCAGCCCUUCAUAUUCAUCAGAGGGUCCACAUGGGAGUGAAAUGCUAUAAGUGUGAUGUGUGUGGUAAGGAAUUUAGUCAGAGCUCACGUCUGCAAACUCAUCAAAGUGUCCACACUGGAGAGAAACCAUUCAAAUGUGAGCAGUGUGGGAAAGGCUUCAGAUGUAGAUCAGCACUUAAAGUUCAUUGCAAAUUACACAUGAGAGAGAAACCUUAUAAUUGUGAGAAAUGUGGGAAGGCCUUCAUGCACAAUUUCCAGCUUCAGAAACAUCAGAGAAUUCAUACUGGGGAGAAGCCAUUCAAAUGUGAAAUAUGUGGUAAGAGCUUCUGUCUUAGGUCAAGUCUUAAUAGGCAUUGCAUGGUCCACACAGCAGAGAAACUGUACAAAUCUGAAGAGUAUGGAAGCAGUUUCAUUGAUAGGCUAGAUUUGCAUAAGCAUCAGAUGAUUCAUAUGGGACAGAAACCAUAUAAUUGUAAAGAAUGUGGGAAGAGCUUCAAAUGGUCCUCAUAUCUUUUGGUCCAUCAACGAGUCCACACUGGAGAAAAGCCAUACAAAUGUGAGGAGUGUGGGAAGGGUUACAUUAGUAAGUCAGGUCUUGACUUCCACCAUAGAACCCACACGGGAGAGAGAUCUUAUAACUGUGAUAACUGUGGGAAGAGCUUUAGACAUGCUUCUAGUAUUUUGAAUCAUAAGAAACUCCACUGCCAAAGAAAAGCAUUGAAAUGUGAAGACUGUGGAAAGAGGCUUGUACACCGGUCAUACUGUAAAGACCAACAAAGAGACCACAGUGGAGAAAACCCAUCCAAAUGUGAGGACUGUGGGAGGCGCUACAAGAGGCGCUUGAAUCUGGAUAUAAUUUUAUCAUUAUUUUUAAAUGACACAUAAGUUAUACAUAUUUGUGGAGUGUGAAAUUUGAUACAUGUAUAUAAUGUGUGCUGAUUAAAUCAGUUUAAUUUGUGUAUCACCUGAAA
Molecule: messenger RNA, 1648 nt
Organism: Nomascus leucogenys (northern white-cheeked gibbon)
Lineage: Eukaryota; Metazoa; Chordata; Mammalia; Primates; Hylobatidae
Gene: ZNF222
Product: zinc finger protein 222
Biological process (GO): regulation of transcription by RNA polymerase II
Molecular function (GO): DNA-binding transcription factor activity, RNA polymerase II-specific; RNA polymerase II cis-regulatory region sequence-specific DNA binding
Source: RefSeq, a predicted model, not a curated record